AUGUGUUAUCAAACAAAAACCGUGCUUGGCUUUAAGCCUCAAGAUCUAUUGAUCUUCACCAGCUUGUUUAUGAUCUUUGGCAUGUUCAUUACAAAUCAUGCAUGCAACCAAGCAGAUCGCAACUCUCUCAUGAUGUCCUUACCCUUCAGUAGUACGUCUUCUCCUUCUGUAAAUUGGUCUUCCAGUACUGAUUGUUGCCACUGGGAAGGUAUUUCUUGUGAUGCUAACCAUCAGGUCACCCAUAUUUGGUUACCUUUUAAAGGCCUCACAGGGAGUGUAUCUCCCUCUCUUGGAAACCUCUUACAUCUCUCUCACCUAAAUCUCUCCCACAAUUCACUUUCAGGUCCUCUCCCUGAUGAGUUCUUUUCAUCCUUGAAUCAACUCAUGAUUCUAGAUUUGAGCUUCAACUAUCUAGCUGGAGAUAUAUCUUUAUUAUUUUCAUCUAAUGAAUCAUCUAUGGGCUGGCCUGCUUCCAUUCAAAUAAUCGACUUGUCUAGCAAUUACUUCAAUGGGACAAUCCAGUCCUCAUUCCUCCAACGAUCAUGGAACUUGACCAAGCUCAAUGUAAGUAAUAACAAUUUCCGAGGCCCUAUUCCUUCCUUUCUUUGCAUCAAUUCUCCAUUUGUUAGGCUCCUUGAUUUCUCUUCCAAUUAUCAUGGAGGUCAAGUUCCUAAAGGAUUAAGUGCAUGUUCCAAAUUAGAGGUUUUCCGGGCAGGUUUUAAAUCUCUCUCAGGAUUGCUUCCUAAUGACAUAUAUCAUGCUACAGCAUUGGAAGAAAUCUCUUUACAUUCCAAUAAUCUCUCAGGACCCAUUAGUGAUGACAUUGCAAACCUAACCAAACUCACCAACCUUGAUUUGUAUGAAAAUCACUUGAGUGGCAAGCUACCUCUGAAUAUUGGGAAGCUUUCCAACUUAAAGUACUUGCUCCUUCAUACAAACUCCUUGACAGGUUCUUUGCCCCCAACGUUGAUGAAUUGCACAAAUCUGAUCGAGUUGAUUUUACGAAUCAAUUUGUUUGAAGGAAAUAUCUCUACACUUGAUUUCUCUGGUCUUCAACAACUUACUAAACUCGACCUGGGGUAUAAUGCCCUCACUGGUAGCAUUCCAAUAAGCAUUCACUCAUGCAAGUCCCUAAGAGUAGUUCGUUUUGCCCUGAACCAACUAGACGGACAAAUCCCACCAGAGGUGGCUCAGUUGAGAUUUUUGACUUUCUUCUCAAUUACAGGCAACAAGGUAACUAAUAUCACUGGGGCAAUCAAGAUUCUUAUGCGUUGCUUGAUUCUCGAAACUGUGCUCAUUGGAGAAAAUUGUCAGUACGAAACAAUGCCAACGGAUGAUGACAUAAUUGCUUUUAAUGGAUUCCAAAAUCUUAAGUUCUUGGAUAUAAGUGGAUGCCAACUGACUGGUCAGUUGCCCAUAUGGCUAUCUAAGCUUAAGAAGCUGAAGAUCUUAAGCCUAAAUGCCAAUUCUAUCACAGGUUCAAUUCCAAGUUGGUUGUCGACCCUUCCAAGAAUUAUCUAUCUAGACAUGUCGGACAACCUCAUUUCAGGUGAGUUUCCAAAGGAACUUAAUGCAUUUCCAGCAUUAGCAUCAAUGCAAGCUCUGGAGGACAAUAGUUCCUUGCUUUUACCAGUUUAUAACGUAUUCAAUCGUACAGUUUUCCAAUACAAUUCUCUCUCCUACUGGAGCCCAACAAUAUAUAUGAAAAACAAUAGUCUUAGCGGCAACAUUCCAACUGAGAUUGGUCGUUUGAAGAUGCUUCGUUCAGUGGAUCUUAGCCAGAACAGUUUCUCAGGCCAUAUUCCAGACCAAAUAUCAGAGCUUAUGGACUUGGAAACAUUGGACCUCUCUGCAAAUCACUUGUCUGGUGAAAUACCUACGUCACUUGCUCAUUUGCAUUUCUUGCGCAGGUUUAGUGUAGCACACAAUAAUCUCCAUGGACCAAUCCCUUCAGGCACACAACUACAAAGCUUUGAUGCCUCUGCAUAUGAGGGCAAUUAUGGACUUUGCGGUGCCCCACUUCCGGAGUGUGGCCAUGUGACUAAUGGCAGCAGUAUUGAUAAGGACAUUCAGGAUGAGGAAAAUGGACACACAAUCCCAUGGUUUCAUAUAACUGUGGUGCUUGGCUUCAUUACUGGAUUUUGGGCGGUUUGUGGCCCGUUGGCUUUUAGCCCUAAUUGGAGAAUUGCUUAUUUUCGAUUUCUUAACGACUUAAAAGAUCGACUCUAUGUAACUCUAGCCGUAUGUUUAGCCAGAUUGAAGGGAAGGCUAUAA
Messenger RNA from Juglans microcarpa x Juglans regia, 2274 nucleotides. Its product is annotated as receptor-like protein 3. The transcript has a single exon. Lineage: Eukaryota; Viridiplantae; Streptophyta; Magnoliopsida; Fagales; Juglandaceae. The coding region runs from base 1 to 2274 and encodes 757 amino acids. Gene Ontology annotation, molecular function: protein binding. The record is from RefSeq and is a predicted model, not a curated record.